ACCUUGAUAAUUGUAAACCAGCCUUAAGCAUAUCUGAAGCGUACGCCAUUUUGCUGAUAGUUCCGUAAAGCGUGGUGUUGGCGAAGCGUUUGCUGUCAAUUAAAAUUAAUUUGUGAAUUUUUUCUUGUCCACAUUUCAUCACUGAAUAUUUUUUCUAGCCAUGUCGAAUGGUAGUGGAGAUCAUGACGAUGAAGGCUAUGUUGUCAAAUUACGUGGUCUUCCGUGGUCUACUACUGUUGAUGAGAUCAUGAAAUUCUUCAGUGAUUGUUCUAUUUCAAAUGGUAAAAAUGGAGUUCACAUGACUAUGUCCAGAGAAGGCCGCCCUAGUGGCGAGGCAUACGUUGAAAUGGAUACACCAGAAGAUAUUGAAAAAGCUUGUAAGAGAGACAGAGAUCAUAUGGGUCAUCGUUAUAUAGAAGUUUUCAAAGCAAAAAGAGGUGAAAUGGAAUGGGUAGUCAAAAGAAGUGGUUUGAACGUAGAAAUUGCAAUGGAUGAUGGUUGUGUAAGACUUCGUGGCCUGCCAUUUGGAUGUUCCAAAGAAGAGAUAGCACAAUUUUUCUCAGGGUUGGAGAUAUUGCCGAACGGGAUUUCACUACCGACAGACUACACGGGCCGCAGUACUGGGGAGGCUUACGUUCAAUUUGUUAACAAAGAUGUUGCGGAGCGCGCUCUGCAGAAACACAAGGAAAAGAUAGGACACAGAUACAUCGAAAUCUUCCGAAGCACUUUGUCGGAAGUACGUGCUAAUAUUGGACCAAAAAUGAGAGGUGGACCAAUGGGUGGUUUUAAUCAGAGACCUGCUCCCUAUGAUAGAGGUGCUCGAUUCGGUGGGAUGAACCGAUUUAGUAAUAAUGGCAGAGGUUCCAGAAACAGAGACUUUGAUGGUGGCCCUUGGGGAAGUGGAAACAAUUUUGAUUCCCGUGGAGGGAGCAUGGGUAUGCGCGGUGGUCUAGAUAUGAAGGGUGGAAACUUCAGAGGCAGUGGUGAUACAUGGGGUGGUAAUUCUGGUAUUCACAGUAUACACAUGCGUGGAUUGCCAUUCAAAGCUACAGAACAAGAUAUAGCUGACUUCUUCAGACCUAUUGAACCAGUGAAUGUACGGAUUAUUCUUGAAAAUGGUGGACGACCAUCCGGAGAAGCUGAUGUAGAAUUCGCAACUCACGAAGAAGCUGUUAAAGCAAUGUCUAAGGACAAAAGUCACAUGUCCCAUAGGUACAUUGAAUUAUUCCUAAAUUCUACUGGUGGUUCAAGCGGAAUGUCGUUGGGUGGCAUCGGAAAUUUUUGCGGAGGUUUAGGUAACAACUUUAGGCCCGGUUACUCCCCGAACAGAGGUUUCAGCUCUCAGCUAGGAGGGAAUAAUUACAAUAGUUUUUGAGGGCGGAUAUCGCGUUUCUUACGCUAUCGACGGUAAAACGCAUUGCAAAUCAAAGUUUUAAAACAAUGAAUUGUAUCAUCACAAUGACACUUGAUUUCUAUAUUAUGUUCAAUUAGAAGUUAAAAUGUUUCGUUCUACACUAUAUGAGAUACAUAUGUAUUGGUGUUAAGCAGAACAUAUGGAAAGAUUAUGUUUCACUUUUUAUAACGAUAAAGUAUUAUCCAUGAACAUUAGUUAGUUAAAUACGUCCGCAACAUAAAUUAGAAUUUAUGUUUAUUACUAUUUUCUCUUCCAUUUUCAUUUUGUUUUCAAGUUUUAAUUAUAACUACAAAUAACUUUGUAAAAGACAGUUUAUAUUUGAAAAAUUUUAGAGAUCAGUGUUGUUUCAUUAAGAAAGAGAAAAACUGAGUCAUAUAUACAUAUAUUGUUCAACUUUUUUUCCUUAUUUCUGUUUUCUACACAGUUUCAAGUGCAUUGUAUAUCCGCUACUUCAUUAAGACCUUAUAAGAAGUGUUCCAAACUCAAAUAAUAUCAUAAAAAUAAGCAUAUAUACGAAUUAUGUAAUGACAGCUUUGACGACAAGUUAUUGACAGAGUUAGAAAUAAAAACGUGUUUGCACGUACAAGAUAUAGUUAGUUUACCUAUCGGAUACAAAUAAUCUUCAAUGAUUACUUCAUACUGUAACAUAUUUAUCUGAAUAAUAAUUCACAGUUAUAUUUACAUAGUUUACGUUAACUUACUGUUUCUUCUGGAUAGUACAAAGGAAGGAUAAAGAGACAUUUAUUCACCGUAUGUAUCAAAUCUUCUUGUACUAUUCCACUUUUGGCAUUUACAAAAAUUAUAUACAUAUUUGCUUCUGAAAGAAUUUAAUUAGGUUGGUAUUCACGGAACACCUUAAAAGUAGCUACAUUUAGCUUUCUUAAGAUAUAGAUUUCAAAUGAUUUAAAUAAUUUAUUUUGCAACGAACGAACUAAGAAAUGAAUAAAUGAAAAGGAAAUCAGAAACUAUAAGAAAUUCAGUAAUCUCGUGAAUCAAUAUUAAAUUUUCUAUUGCUUUUAUGAUAAUAAUAAACAGAUACAGAAUGUUAAAAUUGUUUUAUUCUAUUGUAAAAUUCAACUUGUUAAACAACGUAGUUUCAUAUUCGCCAAUCUGUUACUUGCAGCAUCUUUAACUCUUAUGAAUGUUCGAAGAGCCAACAACAUAAAUAUAUGUGUAAUAUUUCACUGUGUACAAGUGAACAGAGUUAGAAUACUCUAAAUAUUUCACUGUGGAAAUGAAUGUUGUACACGAGGCGGGUAUGUGUGUA
This is a messenger RNA of Nomia melanderi (Alkali bee), 2681 nucleotides long. It is a transcript of the gene glo, whose product is annotated as heterogeneous nuclear ribonucleoprotein glorund. Gene Ontology annotation, molecular function: RNA binding. The record is from RefSeq and is a predicted model, not a curated record. Lineage: Eukaryota; Metazoa; Arthropoda; Insecta; Hymenoptera; Halictidae.